Messenger RNA from Humulus lupulus (European hop), 749 nucleotides. Its product is annotated as putative callose synthase 8. Lineage: Eukaryota; Viridiplantae; Streptophyta; Magnoliopsida; Rosales; Cannabaceae. The record is from RefSeq and is a predicted model, not a curated record. The transcript is spliced from 4 exons. Bases 357 to 749 code for a protein of 130 amino acids.
UACUUUACAUGUAUAUUUCAUGGACACACAGAUAUGGUUUCUGUUUUCUGUACAAUAUUUGGUGGACUUUAUGGUAUUUUGCAUCACCUUGGUGAGGUAAGCCAUUUCUUCUAUAUAUUUAUCACUAUUAGAGUACAUUGGCAAUGUUCUUACUCUGGUGUGCUAUAGAUCCGAACGUUAGGAAUGUUGAGAAGUAGAUUCCACACCUUGCCAUCAACAUUUGAUGCUUGUCUGAUUCACUGAAGUACAUCCUUAAGUUUCUCGUUGUGAGAGAUUUGGAAAAUAGGGUCUUAUCUGAAAUAAUAAAUGAAGUUGAAGAAAGCCUUAAAAGAUCAAGUUUUCUUGAGGACUUUAGAAUGAUUGAGCUUCCAAAUUUGCUAGAUAAAUUUGCUGAGUUGCUUGAACUUCUGGGUGAGGGAAAUGGAGAUCAUGCCGGUAAAGUAGUGAAAGUUCUACAGGAUAUGUUUGAAAUUAUAACCAAUGAUAUGAUGGUUGAUUCUUCCAGAAUAAUGGAAUUGCUAAGCUCUUUCCAGGACAUGGAUAAGGAUUCUCCUUAUUUUUGCAGACAUAUUGAGCCACAAUUAUUUGAAAAAUACGCUGGUGAGAUGUCCAUCCAGUUUCCCUUGCCAGACAAUGCACCAUUGGAAGAGCAGGUGAUGAAACUUGUAACAUUCACUGUCUGCCUUCCACUUCUUUAUAGGACCUUGUUCAUUAAGCAAAGACAAACAAAUAUAAUGAAUAAUAUUUGA